This is a messenger RNA of Capsella rubella, 981 nucleotides long. RefSeq names its product protein CWC15 homolog. NCBI's taxonomy places the organism in Eukaryota, Viridiplantae, Streptophyta, Magnoliopsida, Brassicales, Brassicaceae. Bases 137 to 829 code for a protein of 230 amino acids. Gene Ontology annotation, molecular function: RNA binding. Gene Ontology annotation, cellular component: catalytic step 2 spliceosome. Gene Ontology annotation, biological process: mRNA cis splicing, via spliceosome. The record is from RefSeq and is a predicted model, not a curated record. The transcript is spliced from 7 exons.
AAAAAAUUGAAGGAUAUGUGUCUUAUUUUUUGACUUCUUCUCUCUCUCGCAACGCGCCUGAGAGUCCUCUUCGUCCUUAUCUAUAUCUUGGUUGAUUCGCUCUCUGAUCGGAAAUUAGGGUUUUUGUUUUCUGAAGAUGACGACCGCAGCACGACCUACCUGGGCUCCAGCUAAGGGAGGUAACGAGCAAGGUGGAGCUCGGAUCUUUGGUCCGUCUCAGAAGUAUUCGUCUCGUGAUGUCGCCGCUCACACAACUUUAAAGCCAAGGAGGGAAGGGCAAAACACUCAAGAGGAACUCGAGAAGAAAAAUCUUCGCGAUGAGCUUGAAGACCGUGAGAGGAGACAUUUCUCAUCCAAAGACAAAUCAUACAGUGACGAUAGAGAUCGCAGAAGAGGAAGUCAGCUUUUACUGGAAGGCUCUAAAAGGGAUCCUGAAGAUCGGAUUAUUCCUCGCAGUGUAGAUGCUGAUGAUUCUGAUGUUGAUAUCAAAAGUGAUGAUGAAAGUGAUGACGAAAGUGACGAUGACGACGAGGACGACACUGAAGCUCUUAUGGCGGAACUCGACCAGAUAAAGAAAGAGAGAGUAGAAGAGAGGCUCAGGAAGGAAAAGCAGCAGCAGAUGGAAGAGCUAAACGCCAAGGAAGAGGAACUUCUCAAAGGAAACCCACUGCUUAAUACUCCAACUUCGUUUAGUGUGAAAAGGAGGUGGGAUGAUGAUGUAGUCUUCAAAAACCAGGCACGUGGUGAAAUGAAAGCACCUAAGCGCUUCAUCAAUGAUACAAUCAGGAGUGACUUCCACAGAAAAUUCCUGCACAGAUACAUGAAGUGAUUGUUGAUUAUAAAGUGUUAUCGCUACUUGUCUGUAUGAUGAUUACGAUUUAAAGCUUUUAUUCUGUCUGGGAUUGUGAAGUUUCUAUACUCAAAAACUACCAAAUGUUUUAUGGUUUAUAUCAAAAACUUAUGCAUUUGACUUUAGUGUUA